This is a messenger RNA of Durio zibethinus, 734 nucleotides long. RefSeq lists its product as uncharacterized. Lineage: Eukaryota; Viridiplantae; Streptophyta; Magnoliopsida; Malvales; Malvaceae. The record is from RefSeq and is a predicted model, not a curated record.
AACCAGUCCUCUGAUCUGUGAAAAACUUUGGGUGUCUCUAGGAUUUCAAUAUUCAAAGUGUCCCAAAGCAAAAGUAUCAAACUAGCUAUAGGGUUAUUGUAGAGGGUCCCAUGUCACUUUUGCAUAGCAAACAAACCUGACAUCAAGCUCUUACAAUAUGCUUAUAAUUAUGUUCCAUUGCAUUCUUGGAAGCAUUCCUGAUUGUCAAGUCUCAGUGACACUGUUGCAGCAAAGUUAGGGUCAGGGUCAGCAAUGGUGGAUUGGGCGCCAAUUCUGAUAGGGCUAUUGCUCUUCAUACUUCUCUCCCCUGGUCUCCUCUUCCAGCUUCCAGGGAACACCAGGGCAGUGGAAUUUGGCAACUUCAAAACAAAUGGGAAAGCCAUUGUGAUCCACACUCUCCUCUUUUUUGGCCUCUUCACAAUCCUCAUUUUGGCAGUCGGCAUCCAUAUCUACAUUGGCUAAUUUUCGUAUGCACAAUCCAAACACACCAAUGAUCAUCCAAUGAGACCUUGGUUUGACACUAUAUUUUAUUUUUUUAAAAUUCUUUUCUAUGUAGUAAUCUGAUAGUGUUCUAAUUACCCCUUUGCGAUUUCAUUACAUCUGCCAUAUGUAGAAACUGCACGGUAAUUCUUUGUUCUGGUUUCACAAUGUCAUUUCUUGAUGGUUGAACUGCUUCCUUUUGAUAAUGGACAUUGCACCAAAUUAAGAUAUCUUGGCAUAGUCAUGUUAAUUUU